AUGUGGAGCAAAUUCUCCUUGGAUUUAACGCCACCAAAUUGCUUACAAUUGAGCCAAUUAACUGCUGGAUUAUACAAACUGAAUUUAUGCUUAUCUAGGAUCUCUGCUGUGUACUCGGGACCGUCUGGCCUGUUCCGAAAGCAUGUUGACACACCUUGUCCCACGACUCAGAUUGUCUCACUGGUUGUCUGUCUGCCUUCAUCCUUCAAAGGUGGAAGGGGGAUCAUUCAGCAUGAAGGGAGAGAGGUCAAGUUUGACUGGAGUUCCCACGGUGCAUCUGAAAUUCAAUGGGUAGCCUUUCACAGCGACAGCGAGCACAAUAUCAAAACAGUAAUAGGAAGUGAGUCCAUAACCCUGACAUACAAUCUCUACAUAACCAAACAGGUCGAACCAUCAAUAUCAUCCGGUAUUAUUGUUGACCCCAAAAGUCUAUUGCUGUAUGCCCACUUGAAAAAUAUUCUGAAGGAGCCUGGUUUCAUGAUAUGCAGACAAUGUGAAGGAAAGUCAUUAAUCAAACAUCUAAUAACGUAUCUCAGGCCCUUGUCAGCUAGCAGCAUGAUAUAA
Messenger RNA from Penicillium paradoxum, 564 nucleotides. RefSeq lists its product as uncharacterized. The coding region runs from base 1 to 564 and encodes 187 amino acids. NCBI's taxonomy places the organism in Eukaryota, Fungi, Ascomycota, Eurotiomycetes, Eurotiales, Aspergillaceae. The transcript has 2 exons. The record is from RefSeq and is a predicted model, not a curated record.